CCGGCUGCGACUUGAAACUUCGCACAGUAACGUAUGAUUAUAGCAUUCAAGUGCAUAGUACUGGUAUGUAAACAGGCGACGAUCGGUAUUCCCCGGGGCCCUCGAAUCAAGGUAUUACUUACAUACUGCUGGCAGUAUAAACGAAAGUAGAUCAUUUUGGCCGCUCUGUUUGUUGUCGAGAGUGCAACAAAAAAAAGUGGAAGGUCGUUAGUUGUUUAGAUGUUGCUGUAUAAACAUCGGUAGUGAAGUCGCCAUGUCAAGUUAUAGUUCUUUGUGAUACGUUGCGGCACUUAUAUUAAUUGAUCUUCGAAAUCAUCGAGCAGGAUUUGGUUCAUAGUGUGAAUUCGACUGUAGCUACGUGCAGCACGCCCGAGGACGAAAAAUGGACAACAUGUACGAAAUCGACCCGCCAGCGGACUUUGUCGUCAACAGUCACGUUGAUGAGCUGCAGAAUAUGUUUCCGGAAAUCGACCGAAGAGUCAUCCAGAAAUUGUGUCUGCAUCGAGACACAAAAAAUAAACAACAAGAAUUCUAUCAGAUCGUUGAUCUUCUUCUCGUUCUGAACGAAACGGACGACGCCGAGCUUCGCCAAGAAAUGCUGAACGAGUUUACUCGACAGUCGAAUCAGCCCAUUGAACAGAAGCCGAUUAUCGACGAAGAUCAAGUGCUCCUCGAGGCGCUGAUAUCUGCCGACCGACUGGCCGGAGCCAACGUAAAAAUGAACGAAAAAUUGUCGCUGGAUUUUAUUCGUUCGAGUGAGAAGGAGGAAAAAUUGGAGAUUCUCGAGAAUAUAUUACCCAACUUCAAUCCAGAUUUAUUGAGAGAAUUUGUUGAAAAAAAUCCGACAGAGGAAGAAAUGAUGAAUUUUACUGACUAUCACUUGGGCAGUGUCAACAAACUCAAUAAACAAUCGAGAAUUCAACACUUUUCUAAAUUGAAAAAUGAGCAGCUCAUUGCUCAGUAUACAAAGAACUUUAAAAUUGAAAAAUUUUUGGAACACUUUCCUUAUCCUAUUGAAUACUUUGAAAAUGUUGAUAAAAAACGUACUUAUAAUGAGGAAGCUUUGAAUUUUCUUAAAAUGAGAUACCAAUUUGUUGAUAGUAAUCAAGUGGAGAACUACUACGUAUGGAUGAAACACAGUUUAAGCCUGGCAGAUGAAAAAUUGCAGGAACAGUAUGGUAAAGGUGUUGUAUUAGCUGAAGUAAAUACUGUUCAAAUUCCUCUGCUACAAGAAAUAGCAUACAUACAAAAUAAAGAAGAUAUAAAAGAGUACUUGAGAACUAUGGAAAUAAAAGAUGAACAAAUUAUGAACGCAUUAAGGAAAAAUGGACUUAUUACUGAAUGUCAAUGUUGUUUCGAUGACAUGAAAUUGAGUGAUGUCUAUGCAUGUGGAAAUGAUCAUCUUUUCUGUAAGCGCUGUAUAAACAAAGGCACUGAUAUGGCAAUUUCAUGUGGCAAAACAGUAGUCCUUUGUUUUCAAGGAUGCGGCAGUGAGAUUCCAUUGCAAGAAAUUAAAAGAGGAUUGCCUCAUGACACAUAUGAGACAUUUUUGAAAAAAAGACAAGAGGCAGAGAUAGAUGCUGCAAAAAUUGAAAAUUUAUCAACUUGUCCAUUUUGUCCAUAUUCAAUGGAAUUAUCGCCUGAAAUCAAAAUUUUUAAAUGCCAAAAUUCAGAGUGCAAACUAAUUAGUUGUCGACUGUGUAAAAAAGUGAAUCAUCUACCGCUGAAGUGUGAAGAGGUCUUGGAUACACACAAAAGCCGAUUACUACUUGAAGAAGAAAUGAGCAAAGUUUUAAUAAGGGUUUGUUAUAGAUGUCAAAAGCCAUUUGUUAAAACACAUGGUUGUAACUUAAUGACCUGUACUUGUGGAGCUCGAAUGUGCUACGUGUGUAAAGCACCUAUCAAAAACCAUGAUCAUUUUAUCACCAGUGCACGUUGUGCUGUCAAUUCUGAUGUAUUAAAUACUGAACAAUUGAAAACGCGUAAAUCAGAAGUAAUAAGCUAUAUUGAAACACAAUUUCCAGAUGUUGAAAUUCCAAAAGUUGAUUAACCUGAUGAAUACUUUUGAUUUUGAAUCUAUUUCCAUUUACUGUUAUUCCAUUUUUUACUUUAACUGUAAGUAUUAUAAGUGCCAGAAAGGAAAUAAUAAGUUGAACAAAGCUAGUUUAUAUUUAUAUUUUUAUAUUUAAAAUAAAACAAAACAAUGAGUCUCAACAACUAUUAGAACAUACAUCAAUGAAUAUAAAAAUAAAGAGAGAAACUAUUGUCGUUUUUGCAAAGCA
Molecule: messenger RNA, 2282 nt
Organism: Trichogramma pretiosum
Lineage: Eukaryota; Metazoa; Arthropoda; Insecta; Hymenoptera; Trichogrammatidae
Product: E3 ubiquitin-protein ligase RNF216-like
Exons: 6
Coding region: 383-2050 (555 amino acids)
Source: RefSeq, a predicted model, not a curated record